AUGGUUGGAUUUGCAGCAUGUCAGUACAUCUUUUGUCCAUGGGCCUUGGUUGGUUUUGGGAGACUUUACUGUGUGCUGGGUUCUCAUGAAAAACGAGGUGGAGUUCUUCCCAAGCAAGCUUCUUGUUCUGAAUUCCAAGAAAUGAUGACGAAUUGUGAUCUUAUUCAGCUCCCUACAAAGGGUAUGCCUUUUACAUGGACUAACAAGAGGGGUAUUGGAGCUCGCGUGGAAAUGCGGCUUGAUAGGUGCCUUCCCAAUCUUGCAUGGAUGGAUGCUUGGCCUAUUUUGGACUGCUCCACCUUGCCGAGAAUAUCUUCAGAUCACUGCCCGCUACUAGUUUCUUUUUCAAUGAUUUUAAAUGUUCCAAAGGCUCCAUUUCGUUUCCAACGCAUGUGGCUCGAUCAUCCGGGCUUCAUUUCUGUGGUCGAUGAUGUUUGGAAGUCUUCUCAGUUCUUUGGUUGUCCAAUGUUUGUUUUAGCCUGUAAACUUCAUCUACUAAAGCACAAGCUCCGAGCAUGGAAUAAGAAUGAAUUUGGGGAUGUCAAUGCUAAUGUUGAGUCAGCUAUUGCGGAUUUGGAGGAAGUUCAGCUUGAAAUUUCGAAUUUGGGACCCUCUGAAGAUAGAAUCUUACUUGAAGAUGAUGCUACUGUUCGUGUCAAUGCUGCCCUUGAGUCUCAGGAGAAAUUUUAUUGUGAUAAAUCUCGUAUUAGUUGGCUUUCUAAUGGAGAUAGAAACACUUCUUUUUUCCAUGCUAUGGUGAAGGUACGUAAUCUCAAGCAAUCCUUAUCAGUUAUGAGAGAUGGAAAUAGAUUACUUGAGGACCCUAAAGAAGUAAGUGGUCAUAUUAUUGACUAUUUUCGAUCCCUUUUUACUGCUGAUUAUUCUGUGGUGGACACUGGGCUGGUUGACCGUACCAUCCCUUGCCUUGUUUCAGAUUUAGAGAACAAUGCGUUGAUCGCUAUGCCUUCUUCUGAUGAGAUUUACCAGGUGAUGUGUUCUAUGGAUCACUCAAGUGCCCCGGGUCCUGAUGGCUUUGGAGGGGUAUUUUAUUCUCAUUGUUGGUCAAUUGUGGGACAAGAUGUUGUUUCCGCUGUUCAAAGUUUUUUUUCUCAGAGCUAUAUUUUGCCAAACUUUAAUUCCAACUUGAUGGUUUUGAUCCCUAAAGUUCAAGGGGCAGAUUCUGUUACUCAGUUGCGGCAUAUUGCCUUAGCUAAUUUUGUAUUCAAGAUCAUUACAAAGGUUUUAGCUGACCGUCUAAGUCCAAUUGCCUCUCGGAUCAUAUACCCUCUUCAAAGUGCUUUCAUCAAGGGGCGCUCAAUUGCAGAUCCCAUUAUAACAACAUCUGAGUGUAUAAAUCUUCUGGAUCGUAGUUGUCAAGGAGGGAACAUUGCUAUCAAGUUUGACAUCUGCAAGGCUUUUGAUACCCUUGACUGA
Rosa chinensis is the source of this 1434-nucleotide messenger RNA. RefSeq lists its product as uncharacterized. The transcript has a single exon. The coding region runs from base 1 to 1434 and encodes 477 amino acids. The record is from RefSeq and is a predicted model, not a curated record. NCBI's taxonomy places the organism in Eukaryota, Viridiplantae, Streptophyta, Magnoliopsida, Rosales, Rosaceae.